Messenger RNA from Phaeoacremonium minimum UCRPA7, 1068 nucleotides. RefSeq names its product putative ataxia telangiectasia mutated protein. Lineage: Eukaryota; Fungi; Ascomycota; Sordariomycetes; Togniniales; Togniniaceae. The transcript is spliced from 3 exons. The record is from RefSeq and is a predicted model, not a curated record. Gene Ontology annotation, molecular function: protein serine/threonine kinase activity; protein binding. Gene Ontology annotation, biological process: DNA repair. Bases 1 to 1068 code for a protein of 355 amino acids.
AUGCAAAUCGAGCUUUCGAGCGAUCGGGACUAUUCCAAUGUUCCGACUAUGAUGAAGCUUGAGCCUAUAAUGUCCAUUGCCUCGGGCGUCAGCGCCCCAAAGAUCAUAACCGCGGACGCAAUCAUGGAACAGGUGUUUGCAGCCGUUUCCGAGGUGUUCAAGUUGCACAGAACGACAAGACAGCGCAAUCUAGGAAUCAGGACGUACAAGGUAUUGCCACUUACUUCUGCCUCAGGGCUAAUCGAGUUCGUCUCCGACACCAUUCCCUUGCAUGAGUACCUAAUGCCCGCCCAUGAACGAUACUACCCGAAGGACUUAAAGGGAUCGCAGUGUCGUAAGGAGAUUUCCGCGGUGCAAUCUAAGCCUCUGGAAACGCGAAUCAGCACAUACCGUAAGGUUACGGACAAAUUCCAUCCUGUGAUGAAGUAUUUCUUCAUGGAGAAUUUCCCCGAUCCGGAUGAAUGGUACGUCAAGAGGCUUGCUUACACAAGAAGUACAGCGGCCAUUUCCAUGCUCGGCCACGUGUUGGGCCUUGGGGACAGGCACGGUCACAACAUUCUUCUCGACACCAAGAAUGGGGAAGUUGUGCAUAUUGACCUCGGAGUAGCAUUCGAGAUGGGUCGAGUGCUUCCGGUCCCUGAGCUUGUACCUUUCCGGAUGACCAGGGACAUUGUGGAUGGUAUGGGCAUAACGAAGACGGAGGGAGUGUUCAGAAGGUGCUGCGAGUUUGCGCUUGACGCCAUGAGGGAAGAGACUUACUCCAUCAUGACUAUCCUGGAUGUCUUACGCUACGACCCCUUGUACACGUGGUCUAUAUCUCCGGUGCGUAUGGCGAAGUUGCAGGAUGCGAGGAGAACAGACGAAGGGGGCGUUGGAGACGAGCAUACCGAGAUUGAGAGCAAGAAGGCGGUCAACGAGCCAUCAGAGGCGGACAGAGCUCUGGAGGUUGUUCAAAAGAAGCUGUCAAAGACACUGAGCGUGACGGCUACAGUGAACGACCUCAUCAACCAAGCCACGGACGAAAAGCAUUUGGCAGUGCUCUAUUCUGGCUGGGCAGCAUAUGCUUAA